CCCAGAUCUCCUUUUCUAAUUCCGCCAAAAUCCCUAUUUCUCUUUGUCCUCUUCUUCUUAACGGCUCUCUCUUUCUCUCUCGCAUUACUCGCACAGUAGUAGCAGCAGCAGAAGAAGAAUGGGAAUGGAGUUGCUGCCCUCAGCAAAUCAAGCGUACGAAGCAGCUGCUGCUGCCGCUGCUGGAGGUAGUGGUGGCGGCGGCGGUGGAUCUCAACACAUUUAUUGCCGUAAACAGAAAUCUCUCGGCCUCUUAUGCUCCAAUUUCUUGAGAUUAUACGAUAGGGAAGGUGUCGAGACUAUAGGCCUUGACGACGCCGCUGCUCGUUUGGGGGUUGAGAGGCGGCGGAUCUAUGACAUAGUCAAUGUCUUGGAGAGUGUUGGUGUUCUUGCUAGGAAGGCCAAAAAUCGCUAUACUUGGAAAGGUUUUGGCGCAAUUCCUUCUGCCUUGCAACUUCUUAAGGAACAAGGUAUGGUGACGAAUGAGAAUGCAAAUGAUGGAACUUCGUCUGUAAAAACUUCAGAUGAUGAGGAGGACGAUACCUACUCAAAUCUUAGCAACUACUCGAGUCAGAAUCACAACUUCAACCCCAUUUCUGCUCCAAAGCUUCCACAGUCAUCCAAAUAUGCUGACAACAGGAAAGAGAAGUCUUUGGCAUUGCUCACCCAAAACUUUGUUAAGCUAUUCCUUUGUAUGGAUAUGGACAUGAUUUCUCUUGAUGAUGCUGCAAAGAUAUUGCUUAAGAAUGGAAAGGAUCCUGCAAUGACAAGAAGUAAAGUCAGAAGGCUGUAUGACAUUGCCAAUGUGUUGGCUUCAAUGAAAUUUAUUGAGAAGACGCAUCAUCCAGAAACAAGAAAACCUGCUUUUAGAUGGUUGGGUAUGAAAGGUAUAUCUGAAAGCGGAGCUGAUCCUUCGGCUAUUGAUGGGUCUAAGAAAAGGGCAUUUGGGAUGGAUCUGACAAAUAUGACAGUUAAGAGGAGUAAGGUGGAACCGGUGGGGGAUGGAGGAUUGCAACAGGGCAUGAAGGUACAACUUAAAGCACAAGUAAAACGUGAGGCUUUGGAAGAUGAGGUUCUUCGACCAAAAUUGCAGACUGACUCAAGAGCCAGCACAAGAAGUUACCGGUUUGGUCCUUUUGCCCCUGUGAAUGCACCGCAAGUUGCAGCUUCUGAGGAUAACAAAGAAACACAGAGUCAUGAUUGGGAAAGUCUAGCAGCUACUUAUCGCCCUCAGUACCAUAAUCAAGGUCCAGCUUCAGCUGCACUCAGACAGUGCCCAUCUACGUCUUUAUCAUAGGCGUUGAACUCUUGUUGUUUGGGAUCCCACCAAAAGUGGCAAGAGUAGGUAGGCUGUCCGGUCGAAUCUGCAAGAAAGACGGUGUUAAAUUCGCUUCUAACUGGAAGCGAUACGUUGCCGAAAUCAAGACCUUUGGAUGAUUGACAAUGAACAACUAAUGCAGGGGAGUCAUUUGUGAGGGAAUUGUUGAUGUGGAGGAACACUUGCUUGUAUGAACCAUCACCCUCAAAUUCAAUGGAGCAAGAAACCUGCAGACGUAAUUGAGCAAGGAAACAAAGAGAAAUGGCAAGCUUGAGUACAAAUUUGCUAGCACUACUCAUGAUGUUAGAUGGUGUUUUCCGUUGGGUGGAUGUGGAUGGAUCUACUCCGGAAGAGCCCUUGUAUACCAGUCCAUUGUGGAAUUACGUUCUUGUUCUUCAUUUUUUUGGUAAAAAAUUUAAUCUUCUUAUUUUCUUUCUAUAGAAAGCUUGUACAUUCAUGUAGGAUGCAUAUCAGCAUAAAUGACGAGGUUUAAUUACCUGGAUAUUGUUCUUCUAA
Molecule: messenger RNA, 1831 nt
Organism: Coffea arabica (coffee)
Lineage: Eukaryota; Viridiplantae; Streptophyta; Magnoliopsida; Gentianales; Rubiaceae
Product: E2F transcription factor-like E2FE
Biological process (GO): regulation of transcription by RNA polymerase II
Cellular component (GO): RNA polymerase II transcription regulator complex
Molecular function (GO): DNA-binding transcription factor activity, RNA polymerase II-specific; RNA polymerase II cis-regulatory region sequence-specific DNA binding
Source: RefSeq, a predicted model, not a curated record